UACAAGUGCUAAUUCCGCCAAAUUGCAAGAGAAAUCGUGUUAUUUCUUGUUAAUAAUGUACAUAAAAAAAAUCACGGAAGGUCAAGACGGACGAAACUUUGAAAGCAUGCGCGCUAAUUUGCACAAGUGUUACAACUUUGCACUUGUGUGACAUGAGAAUGCACUCGUUUUCAGCCAAUCAGAAGCGCGUAAUUUUUCAGGUACAUUAUUACCAUUUUAAAUUAACUUUUUAAUUUGGAACCCUUGACUCGGCUUGUUUAUCAAGCAACUAUGGAUUCUAUUGGUCAGUUCUUCGUUUGAGGGAGGUCCUAUUUUAUUUUUGAGAUAAUGAUUCUGCUUACGUCAUUUCAUUUUCUCCCCCAAUUUCCAUAUACAGCUUCUCGAUAUACGUCAAACGUAAUUACAGUGUAAAGGGGCAGAUUCACCGAAACACUUCCACUUUAACAGCUGCUUGCGCAAUAACAUGAACAUGUUUAUGAAUAAGAGUUAUUUCCUUGUCUCAUGUUGUUGAACCUAAUUGAAAAAAAGGAAACAAAAUUGUGCUAAAUUUUGCUUUUUGCCUCUACAGCAAACGCUGUCGGAAUUUGUUAUGCAACAGUAAUUAUCCAGUUUCCUUCAGGAUUUUAACUUUUUUUGUUGCCAUUGGAAACAGACAUAUGACAUGGUUAUCGAGGGCGACUGUAGUCGAAUCAUGUUCACCUAAGGAAAAGCUUUACCGACUGAGUGGGUCAUGAAAUACUAGCCUGUUUGAAAUAAGUAAAGAGGUGAACAAAUUUCUUUCAACAUGGGAAAUGGAGUUUCGGGCAAAGCGUCGGCAAAUCUCAAAACCAUUUAUCUUGAAGUGGACGGGCGCAAACAAAAGGUCGUUUUCUCAAAGCACAGUAGUUCUCGGGAUAUCAAAGAUCUUCUAGCUUCAGCCGUUGGAGUGAGUCGAUGGUCCAACAUGAUGUUGAAGACACAAGAUGGAAGCACUGUGUGUAUUGAGCCGAAUUUACCGUCGAAUACCGCACGAUCACCUUAUCGUGUUGUAGUUGGUGCCAUGGACAAAAAGCACGGAGACGAAGAGGUCUUUGCAAAUGUGCUCAGCCAAGUUGCUGAUAAGUUUAUCAGUACCUUCACAGUGUCCCAGCUGAAGUCCGAAUUGGCCAAACAACUGUCGCAUUUGGAAAGAAAAGUAGAAGCUGAGGCAUUGAAGGCAAUUGAAAUGCAGCACUUGAGUGCAGAGAUCACCGAGAUAAGGGAACAAAUACGUCAAGACAGAAUCACUUGGCAAGCCAUCAAAGACAAUGUCAAGACAAACAAGAAUAAUAAAAGGAACAUCAGCAUUUCACGACCAAUGCCCAACUUUGUCAAGUAUACCUUGUCUCAAACAACGGUAGAGCAGUUGAAGGAACCAAUUUUCAACAUAUGGCACUGGGAACCUAAUGAGAUGUUGUCACUCAUGGAACAUAUGUACCAGGAACUUGGACUAAUCGAUGACUUUGGAAUCAACUCAGUUGUUCUAAGGCGUUUCUUGGUAUCAAUUCAACAAAACUACCGAAACAAUCCUUUCCACAAUUUUCGUCAUUGCUUUUGUGUCACUCAGAUGAUGUUUUGCAUCGUCCAUCUGUGUAACCUAAAAGACUUGCUUUCAAAAAUGGACCUGCUUGUUCUUAUGACCGCCUGCAUUUGCCAUGACCUCGAUCAUCCGGGAUUUAACAACACUUACCAGAUCAACGCCCAGACGGAGCUUGCCAUUCGUUACAAUGACAUCUCACCUUUGGAAAAUCAUCACGCAGCCAUCGCGUUUGAGAUAAUUAGUCAGCCGGACUGUAACAUAUUUGCCAACCUUAGUAAGGAGGAUCAGAAGAAGAUUCGGCAGGAAAUUGUGAUGCUGAUCCUGGCCACCGACAUGGCUCGGCACAGUGAAAUAGUGGAGAGAUUUAAGAGUAAACUGGACACCUUUGAUUUCAGCAACGAUGAUUACGUUAGUUCGCUCAAGAUGAUUCUUAUAAAGUGUUGCGACAUUUCAAAUGAAGUUCGUCCAAUAGAUGUAUCUGAACCUUGGGCGGACUGUCUUCUUGAAGAAUACUUCAUGCAGAGUGAUCGAGAAAAAGCCGAGGGUCUGCCUGUGGCUCCUUUCAUGGACCGUGAUAAAGUCAGUAAACCGACCGCGCAGAUCGGCUUCAUCAAGUUUGUGCUGAUUCCGCUGUUUGAGCUGUUGAACAAGUUGUUUCCUCAAGUAGCUCCUGUUAUGAUUGUGCCUCUACGGGAAGCCUACGAAAACUACGAAAGAAUGCGCAUUGUGGAGGAAGAAGUUAAGGCUGCCACGGCCGACUUCCCUGAAGAUUCAAGUCCUCCUGAGAAAAGUGUGGAUAGUAGCAAAGGUAAAGGAGGGUGGAGUCCGUCAAAGGGCAAGUCGAACUUAAUGGGUGUGUCCAAGGAAAUACGAGAGAUAUUCCACGACCGCAACAAGGAGAGUAAACAAACGGAAAAAGAGCAGGAGAAACUGGCCCGCAACACCAACAAAAAGCAGGAGAAAAAGGAUGAAGCCACAGAUUGCAGUCCGUCAGGAAGCGAAGACAAAUAGAUGGUCUACACUUGAGACUUGACGAUGAAAAUUUGAUCUAUUUUUCCAGUAUAUUUAACUCUAAAAGAUUUAAUUAGCGACCCUGAGAUCGUUUUAUUCGGCUGAUUUUUUCCCACGAGAUAGACCAGCGGCGUGGUGGGGGAGGACAUGAAGCGCUUUAAAUCAGACCAAGGGUUGUUGUUAUU
Messenger RNA from Pocillopora damicornis (cauliflower coral), 2754 nucleotides. Its product is annotated as high affinity cGMP-specific 3',5'-cyclic phosphodiesterase 9A. The record is from RefSeq and is a predicted model, not a curated record. Lineage: Eukaryota; Metazoa; Cnidaria; Anthozoa; Scleractinia; Pocilloporidae. Gene Ontology annotation, molecular function: 3',5'-cyclic-nucleotide phosphodiesterase activity. Gene Ontology annotation, biological process: signal transduction.